UCAUCAACGAGAUUGUUAGACGAAUGUUUAAGUAAAAUUUACAUCUGUGUGCGUCAUGGUCAGUUUUACAACCAGCCAGCCAUGCAAAGUGACGUCACUUUACGCGGCGUCCCAAGCCUGGAAGUCAAAAAUGAGGGUUUUCUUUUUCAAUCUCGUAACACAAACCGUUUCUUAGCUACCAGGCAACGCUGAAGGACUGAGUGCAAGAUGGCGAAAAUAAGACAGUUUCAUCAGUAAAGCUGUAUCGUUAUAAGCAAUUUUAUUAGCGUGAAACAUUGCGUUUUCCCUUCCGCAGUCAGUAAUCCAUCUAAAGCGUUAAAGAUGGAGGAAGAAGACACAAUCCUGGCUUUGAUCAAGUACUACUGCUAUGAAAAGUACUUCAAUCAUGCAAUCAGUUCUGCCUCAGCUGCUCAAAGGAAAUACAGUAGCCCCAUCUACAUUUUCUUCCACGCAUAUGCAAGUCUUAUGCAAGGUGAAAUUCAGGAAGCCACGGCAGAACUGGACACAAUCAGAGAUGAUCGAGAUCUAUCUAUCUGCACAUUGAUGGCUCUUGUCUAUGCCGAGAAGAAAAAGCCAAACCCAGACAGAGACAUUAUUCAAGAACUUGAUGCUAAGGUCAAGGAGGAUCGUAAAAGUGCACCACCCAAGAGUCUUUACCACGCUGGGACCUUUCUCUGGCUGUUAGGCCGAAAUGACAAAGCAAGAGAGUACACAGAGCGAAUGAUCAAGCUCUCCAAUGGCUCAAGAGAGGGCAUAAUCCUAAAAGCCUGGAUAGAUGUUACGUCAGGGAAAGACACCUACAUCAGGAAGGCUGGGAAAUACUUUGAUGAGGCCCUGAAAGAAAGAGCAGAUGUUUUUGCCCUAAUGGGAAAGGCACAGUAUUAUGAAUGUCGUCAGAACUACUCUGGAGCACUAGAGAUGGUUAACCAAGUCAUAGUGAGUUUCUCCGGGUUCAUUCCAGCUCUCAUUAAGAAAAUGAAACUGCUACUAAGUCUUCAAGACUGGGAUCAAACCAUAGACGCUGCUCACAGGCUUUUACAGAAAGAUAAAAAUAACCUGGAGGCUCUGCGGAUGCUGGCACUUCACUCUUUAUGUAGAGAUGGAGAUAUUGCAGAGGCAGUUUUACAACUUUCUAACCUCAUCAACGGUUUAGACAUACUGGAACCAAACAACGCAGAGCUUUGCUACAGAAUGUCUGUCGCCUUCACCCGUGUUUGUGGACGCAGUGACAAAGUUAUUGAGCAGACAUUCCGAAUGGUGGAGAGGGCUUAUUCCAUGUCGUCGAGGGAUCCAGAUUUAGCCACGGAGUUGGGCUACCAGAUGGUGCUUCAAGGCAGAAUCAAAGAGGCCAUGAAGUGGUACAAGAUCGCCAUCACUAACAAGGAGAAAACUAGUGUUUCAGCUUUGACUGGUAUAGCUCGCUGUCAGGUAAUCGAGGGACUACUUGACGAUGCAGAACAGCAACUGGAAUUUCUCUCAGAGAUUCAACAAUCUAUUGGAAAAUCUGGGGAGCUUUUGUAUCUACAGGCUGUACUGGCAGGAAAAAAGCACCAGCCCCAGGCAGAGGUGACCAACCUUCUGAAUGAUGCAGUGGACACACACUUCUCCUCGCUGCAGGGCCUGCCUCUGGGAGUCGAGUAUCUGGAGAAGAUGAACCCAGACUUCCUGUUGGAGAUUGUCAAAGAGUAUCUUGCUCUUUGUCCUUCAAAGCCUCCUGCUGCUGGCCAGCCUCCUGCUCCUCAGCUGCAGCACUGUGCCACGUUGUUGGAUACUGUGGUUAAAAUUGUGCCAGGUCUCCUUCAUGCCGUCUUCUUGCUUGCCAAAGUCAGAUACCAGUCUGGUGACAUAGAUGGUGCUCAGAGCAGUCUUAACCACUGCCUGGAGCAGUGCCCCUCUCACGCAGAUGCUCAUCUACUAUUGGCCCAGAUUCAUCUUUUGCAGGGUAACAUGAUGCUUUGCAAUCAGUCACUUGAACUCUGCCUCAGCCAUAAUUUUGAGAUACGAGAUCACCCUUUGUACCACCUCAUCAAAGCUCAGGCUAAGAAGAAGACAGGGGAGCUUGGGGAGGCUAUUCAGACAUUGCAGAUGGCCAUGAGUCUUCCAGGCGUCCGUAGAGCUGGUUCCUCAUCCAACUCCAAGCACAAGAGGACAGAGCUGAACUCUGCUGACUGUGUGUCUCUCUUCUUGGAGCUAGCUGAGGCCCUGUGGCUCAAUGGAGAGCAGCAUGAAGCAGCAAAGGUCAUGCAGGAUGCCAUCAAUGAGUUUUCUGGGACUCCAGAGGAGCUGCGUGUCACUAUUGCUAACGCGGACCUGGCGCUGCUGCGUGGUGACACAGAGCUGGCUCUGAGUAUGCUAAGAAACAUUACACCUGAGCAGCCCUACUAUAUUUCAGCCAAAGAGAAAAUGGCAGAUAUAUAUUUGAAACACAGAAGAGAAAAACGACUUUAUGCAAGCUGCUAUAGAGAAAUGGUGGAGAAGCUUCCUAGUUCUCACACAUAUCUCUUACUCGGUGAUGCAUAUAUGAACAUUCAGGAGCCAGAGAAAGCCAUUGAAGUUUAUGAGCAAGCUCUGAAGAAAAACCCCAAAGAUGGUGCUUUAGCAAGCAAAAUUGGGAAAGCGUUGGUGAAGACUCACAACUACGUCAAGGCAAUUACUUAUUAUGAAGCAGCGCUAAAGACUGAGCAACAGAACUUCCUACGCUACGACUUGGCUGAGCUUCUGAUGAAGAUGAGGCAGCAUGAUCGCUGUGAGAGAGUUCUCAAUGACGCUUUGGCUCAUGAUCCAGUGAAUGAGCUGCCUGCUCUCUCAGAUACCUGUCAUUAUCUAGUGCUGCUAGCUAAGGUUCAAAUUAAAGGGGAAAAAAAUGAAGAAGCUUUACUUUCACUACAGAAAGCCCGAGAUGUACAAGCCAAAGUCCUGAAGCGCGUGCAGCUGGAGCAGCCCGAUGCUGUCCCGGCGCAGAAGCAACGUGCUGCAGAGAUCUGUGCUGAGAUCGCCAAACACUAUACAAGUCAGAGGGGCUAUGAGAGAGCGGUCAAAUUCUACAAAGAAGCUCUUGUGUAUUGUGAGACCGAUCGCAAGGUCAUGCUGGAAUUGGCACGGUUGUAUCUCACUCUGGACGAGGUGGAUUUAUGCCAGCACCAAUGCAGCGAGAUUUUGAAGAAUGACAAUUUCAACGAAGACGCAACUCUGAUGAUGGCAGACAUUAAUUUUAGAAAGCAGGAUUAUGAUCGAGCACUUAGUAAUUUUGAGCAACUCCUGACAUACAAACCAGACAACUACCCAACUCUAUCGCAUCUCAUUGACUUGUUGAGAAGAGCCGGCAAGUUGGAGAACAUCCCCAGUUUCCUUGAUAAGGCAGAAAAACAUUGUUCCAGAAUUAAAUUGGACCCAGGCUUCAACUAUUGCAAGGGGCUUUAUCUUUGGUACACAGGAGAACCUAUCGAUGCUCUGCUACAUUUCAAUAAGGCUCGGAAAGAUAACGACUGGGGUCAGAAUGCUGUAUAUAACAUGAUUGAAAUCUUGCUCAACCCAGACAACGACACAAUUGGAGGAGAAGUGUUUGAGAAUUUAGAUGGUGAAAUUGGCAACUCCACAGAAAAGCAAGAGUCUGAGCAGCUUGCUGUGAGAACAGCAGAGAAGCUUCUCAAGGAGAUAAAGCCUCAGACGCCGGGCGGACACGUACAGCUCCGCAUCCUGGAGAACUACUGCUUGCUGUCUACUAAACAGAAGGCCAAUGUAGAGAAGGCCCUCUGUGUUUUCACAGAGAUUGCAAACAAUGAGAAAGACCACGUUCCAGCUUUGCUGGCCAUGGCAACAGCAUACAUGAUGCUGAAACAAACUCCUCGAGCCAGGAACCAGCUCAAACGAAUAGCCAAGAUGAACUGGAACAUUGCUGACGCUGACGAGUUUGAGAAGAGCUGGCUGCUCCUGGCUGAUAUAUACAUCCACUCGGGGAAGUAUGACAUGGCCGCAGAUCUUCUAAAAAGAUGUCUCAAUCAUAACAAGUCAUGCUGCAAAGCUUAUGAGUAUCAGGGCUACAUAAUGGAAAAAGACCAGGCGUUCCGUGAUGCAGCUCUCAACUAUGAAAUGGCUUGGAAAUAUGGAAAUCAGAAAAAUCCAGCUAUUGGAUAUAAGCUUGCUUUUAACUACUUGAAAGCAAAGAGGUACGUUGAGGCCAUAGAUGUGUGUCAUAAGGUUCUCGCUGCUCAUCCAGAUUAUCCAAAAAUGAGGAAGGAAAUCCUGGACAAAGCUCGUGCUGCCUUGAGAUCAUAGAGUUGCAUGUUUUUGCGUGUGUGCCUGAGAAAGAUUGAAAAAGUUGCUUAUUGUGUUAAAAUGAAAAUGUAGUUAUUUUUCUCAGGCCUUUGAGCAGACCCUCAAACACAUGGUUUUAUAGAUUUUUCUGAGCAAAUGAAAAGUUGGUUUCUGACAGUUUACAGAGAAAACAGAGGAGAGACUUUGGGGAAUAUGCACAGCUGAAAGCUUCUAGCAAUGAAACGACUAUAUAAAUGUUUUUUCAGAUUGAAAUGUAAAUCUUAGAAACAUUUACAUUUUACUAGUCCAUACUGACCCUCUGCUUUCCAGAGGUAUUUGUGAAAGAGACUAUCCAGUGAUAUGUUUUUGUUCUAUAAACAAAUGUAAACUGACAGUAAGAACAUCUGAUUAAUAAGGCAUACAUUUUCACUGUAGGAUUUUACUCAAAAAAAAGUUUUGUUUUUAAAAAUGCAUUACUAAAUUAAAAAAGCUAAUUCUG
Xiphophorus couchianus (Monterrey platyfish) is the source of this 4753-nucleotide messenger RNA. RefSeq names its product tetratricopeptide repeat domain 21B (gene ttc21b). The coding region runs from base 322 to 4275 and encodes 1317 amino acids. Gene Ontology annotation, biological process: protein localization to cilium; intraciliary retrograde transport. Gene Ontology annotation, molecular function: protein binding. Gene Ontology annotation, cellular component: intraciliary transport particle A. The record is from RefSeq and is a predicted model, not a curated record. The transcript is spliced from 29 exons. NCBI's taxonomy places the organism in Eukaryota, Metazoa, Chordata, Actinopteri, Cyprinodontiformes, Poeciliidae.